AUGUCUCAACAUCAACCGACAGUUUUAAUUACUACUCAAAAUGCUCAUCCAUGGACAAUUAGUGGUUUCAAUGGAUUAAAUGGUAAUGUUCUUCUAACAUUUAAAUGUGAUGCGCCUAUUGCAUCUCAUUCACUCUUAUGUUCUCGUGAUCAUAUCUAUGCUGCUGCCAUCGAUCGACCUUCAAUUUAUGUUUGGAAAUUAAAUAGUCGAAAUCGAGAUUAUAAAAAAAUAACUGUUGCAGGACCUGUCAGUUCAAUGACAUUUAUUCGUGACUCAACUGUUUUAGCUUGUGCAGUUGGAAAUAAAAUAUUUCUUUAUAAACUUGAUAAUGGUGAACAUUUGAUAACACUUUCAGCACACAUUCGCACAAUAAAUCAUUUAUUAUUUGAUGAAGAUCAAGAUUGUUUAAUAUCAGUUGGUGAAGAUAAUCUUAUUCAUCGAUGGAAUAUUGAAGAAAUGAAUCCUGGUCGAAAUAUUGAUAUUUCUCCAUCGAAAUCAUUUCAAGGUCACACUGGUCCUAUUCAUGAUGUUUGUCAAAUAUCUAUUGGAAAAUUUAAUUUAAUUUUAACAGCUUCAAGUGAUCUUAGCGUUCGAUUAUGGGAUAUUGUAACAGGAAAAUGCUUAUGUACAUUUUUAUUUCCCAAUGAAAUCCAUUCCAUAUGUGCGUCAUCAUUUUCUACGACAGUUUAUUGUGGUACUGAUGUUGGUACAAUAUUUAUUGUUUCACUACGAACAUUAACAACACAAUUUGGAGAAUUUCAGCAUCAAAAUCCAACUAUUACAAUUGAUAAUAAUAAUUCAAAACAAUUAAUUCAUCAUCAAGGUUCGGUCAUAUCACUUCGAUUGAGUGCAGACGAGCAGAUUUUAUAUUCUGGUGGUCUAGAUAAAGAUUGUGCUAUGUGGGAUUUAUCAUCAGGUCAAAUACGUUUCAAAAAAUCAUGUUCAAGUCCUAUUACAAAUAUCCUCCUUGCAAAAAUUGAUACAGAUGAUGUGAAUGAUGGCUCAAGCAUUUCUAUUCCAUUCAGUAAUUUCUCAAAUGAAACAAGUGGUGAUGUAAUAGCAACUACUCUUGCAAAUCGAAGUGGUUGUUCACAAAGACCAGCAUGCAGUCAGGAUUUAAUAAAAUUUACUCCUAUGCCACCGGUGAAUGGUGAAGCUGACGAAUCAGCAGUGAUGGCAGCACCAACAUUCGCUCAAAUGGCUCGUUUAUUACUUGAGCAACAGAUGAGUUCAUCUUAA
Rotaria socialis is the source of this 1239-nucleotide messenger RNA. Lineage: Eukaryota; Metazoa; Rotifera; Eurotatoria; Philodinida; Philodinidae. The record is from the annotation of a GenBank genome assembly.